AUGCAUAUAUCAACCUCUAGUAACACACUCGAUAACAUCCACACACUCCCGGGAGACAGGAAUAGAAGCUAUGAUGUCAAGCAUGCGACGAUAAGUCACAUAAUGAGGCUUCUCCUAUCAUAUAUACUCUGGUCUAAGGAUAAACGAACGACGAAUAGGAACUCACAAGCUAGGUCGCCAGAUAUCGAGCCCUUUGAAAAUGCACUUUCACAUGGUACAGCAGCAAAUCUACCAUCCAUAGUCGUCAACUCUAUAAUCUACGGUUCACGGGAGAAUAUGAGGCCACCAGUAAGACCGCUUGCUUCAGAUAAGAAUGACGGUUCCGACCGAUAUCGGCUUAGUUUUCAAUUCGCCGGAUGCAACCGGCAAAAGGCACACACUAGUAGUUCUUCCAGGGUAUCAAUCAAGCGGAUUAAAUCGCCUGAAUUGCGUGUGCGCUCGGCCGGGAUCCGGUUAGGUAAAUCCGAUUUUCCCGCCUGCUGGAACAGUGGGUUGCAGAUGAUUAAGGGGCACGGAUAUCUCGCACUCGGUAGUUUGGGGUGGAAUCAGCAACAGAAACAUGCGCCCUGGGCACAUCUUUCGAGUGAGAAGUUCAGGCUGGUGGGAAUGAAACAUAUUCAUGUUUCCUGCAGAUGUUCCUCGGGCACUGUGAUAGCAAUUGGUGGAAGGUUGCCAGGCCAUAAAACCAAUCUCCUAUCAAUGAUGAUUACAUCCACACCGAUAGACGUGCUUCCGCUCCUCGGAAUAGGGGGACCUCGGUCAAAAACAUUUUGCUUAACCUAUCGGGCCACCCAAAGAUGUUACGUCCAAUUCAAUGCCCCGGGCCCUUAUGGCAUAGCCAAUGGUAUUAAGACAUUUGAUUUAUUUGAUGUCAAACGCUUUCGACAUAGCUAG
Messenger RNA from Morchella sextelata, 894 nucleotides. RefSeq lists its product as uncharacterized. The record is from RefSeq and is a predicted model, not a curated record. Bases 1 to 894 code for a protein of 297 amino acids. NCBI's taxonomy places the organism in Eukaryota, Fungi, Ascomycota, Pezizomycetes, Pezizales, Morchellaceae. The transcript has 16 exons.